AUUGUGAUAAAGAGGAAAUUUGUGAAGGUUGUGAUGAAGAUAAAGUUUGUGAUCAUAAUGAAGAUGAAUUUUGUAAUCGUGAUAAAGAUGAAUUUUGUGGUUGUGAUAAUGAUUUUUGUAUUUGUGAUGAAGAUGAUUUUUGU
Molecule: messenger RNA, 143 nt
Organism: Dentiscutata erythropus
Lineage: Eukaryota; Fungi; Glomeromycota; Glomeromycetes; Diversisporales; Gigasporaceae
Source: the annotation of a GenBank genome assembly